AUGACCGUGCACAGUCGUUUGUUGUUCCCGGGGAGCCUUGGAAAGCCAUUGAUGGAUGAUCGAAGUUCGUGCGAUGCGCACGCAUCUCAACAACGAGGCAUGGAGGUAGCGAUGGAUGAAAGCUGGUCUUCGACACAAUCCGAAGGUUCGAAGAAGCCGGGCCACUCCUCUUUCUUCCUGCAGGUUUGUUUGCUGGUCGCAGUGGUCGUUUUCGGCUGUGCGAACAACAUUGCCAAGCAAAUCGCCGCACAGCCUCUCAAGCGCUACACUUACAUGCUGGGGCUUUCCACCGCAGUCGCAUAUGUUCCACUAUAUUGGUUCAUUUUGGCGCUUUUGCUGCUCGUCGGAGUGGUGCCGAAAUCCCAGUUCCGCUUCGUCUGGCAGCGGGGCGCCGAAGGCCGCGCUGUGGCCUCUACAACGCCCGUGGCUCUCCUUUUCGUGUCUGCCCUGGGGGACUCUCUCGGCGACACCAUCGGGGCCAUUUGCACUCCUCACGUGAGCGGACCACUGCACUCCUUGCUGUCGAAUUGCACGCCCAUCUUCAUUGCCGUGCUCUCCAUGUGCUUUCUCCAAGAGCGUUACUCGCUGAUGCAGUCCCUGGCACUGCUGGGGGUCUUCAUGGCAGUAGUCACAGGCUUGCUGCCUUCCUUGGAGGGUCUCAGUGCCACCACGGAGCCUGUGUUCGCUGUGAUCUUGGGAGGCAGCUGCAUUUUCAACGCAGUCGCUUUCGUGCUCAAGGAGCUCGUCUUCAAGCGAUACAAGAAAUGGCAAGAUGUCGAGAGUGCUGGUGGCCUCAACAUCUUUGUCAUGAAUGCGCACUUGGCGCUCUUUCAGCUUCCUCUCACGAUCCUCCUCAUACCGCUCAAUGUGCUAUUGAAGCAGACCCAUGGCGAAGGCAUCGGUGCCUACACCCGGGAAGCCCUGGACUGCGUGUUCGGUGGAGGGGCAGCGAGCUGCGGUGAAGAUUCGAACCACGCGGAGCUGGCCGGCCGCUGCGUCGGCAUCUACGUGAUUUUCAACGUGCUUUGGAACAUGGCCGUGCUAUUGUCUGUGAAGCAUUCAGGAGCGCUAGCCACUUUCAUCGCGUUGAAGGCAAUUUUCCCGGUCUCAACGGUGCUCUUCGCCUAUGUAGACUGGCCGCUGCUGGGCCCGACGGAGUUGUCCGGUCUGGUCUGGCUCUCCAUCCUUUUGCUGCUGCCCUCCAUCGCAGCUUACCAGUAUGCCACGCAGUUGCAGGUGCAGCGUGCGCUGCUGCACCCGCCGGGCGGCCUCUGUUGUUGGCCCCUUGGCCAACGUUCCCGAGCAGCUCGAGGGCCGUUGCUGGGUGCGCCGGACGAGUGCUAG
Molecule: messenger RNA, 1344 nt
Organism: Symbiodinium sp. CCMP2592
Lineage: Eukaryota; Dinophyceae; Suessiales; Symbiodiniaceae
Source: the annotation of a GenBank genome assembly